Messenger RNA from Carassius gibelio (silver crucian carp), 2484 nucleotides. Its product is annotated as geranylgeranyl transferase type-2 subunit alpha. Gene Ontology annotation, molecular function: Rab geranylgeranyltransferase activity; zinc ion binding; protein binding. Gene Ontology annotation, cellular component: cytoplasm; Rab-protein geranylgeranyltransferase complex. Gene Ontology annotation, biological process: protein geranylgeranylation. The record is from RefSeq and is a predicted model, not a curated record. Lineage: Eukaryota; Metazoa; Chordata; Actinopteri; Cypriniformes; Cyprinidae. The transcript has 17 exons. Bases 125 to 1870 code for a protein of 581 amino acids.
GCAUCUUCGACUGUGCCUCAGUCAGUGUGACAGAUCAAUCAUCCAGACGUGUUUAACGUUACAGCGCCGCACUUAUCUAGUACUCCGAUUUACAUGAUAUGAGAUCUGCUUGAUCAAGUGGUGAAUGAUGCACGGACGUGUGAAGGUAAAGUCCACCGCGCAGCAGGAGGAGGAGAAGAGGAAGGAGAAAGAGGAGAAGCUGAAAGCGUUUGUGACUGCUCGCGAUGCCGUCCUGAAAAAGAGGAGCGCUGGGGAGCAUGACGAGGAGGCUCUACAGCUGACCCGACAGCUCCUGUCCUCAAACCCAGACUUCGCCUCACUGUGGAACUACAGGAGAGAGGUGCUCUUACAGCUGGAGACCUCACGAGAGAAGGACGAGGUGCAGAAGCUGUAUGAGUCGGAGCUGCACUUCAUCGAGGCCUGUCUGAAAGUGAACCCCAAAUCUUACGGCUGCUGGCACCACCGCACCUGGGUAAACACGCGCCUGUCCCAGCCUGACUGGACUCGAGAGCUCGGCCUCUGCGACCGCUGCCUCAGCCUGGACGAGCGCAACUUCCACUGCUGGGAUUACCGGCGCGUGGUGGUGAAGGAGUCUGGUGUUUCUGUCGAGCAGGAGCUGCAGUUCACUGACCGUCUGAUCGGCUCCAAUUUCUCCAACUACUCCAGCUGGCAUUACAGGAGCACGCUGCUCCCUCAGCUCCACCCACAGCCUGCCCCUGACUCCGCCCCCAACACAAGCCCCUCCCCCACCACCUCGCCUCAGGCUCACUCACACAGAGUCUGUGAGGAGCAGCUUCUUAAAGAAUAUGAGCUGGCGCAUAAUGCCUUCUUCACCGACCCCAACGACCAGAGCGCCUGGUUCUACUACCGCUGGCUGCUGGGCAGAGCGGAGCGAGAGGAGAUGAUCAGCUGUGUGUAUGUCAGCCGGGAGGGAGAGAGGGUGUCUGUCGCCUUCUCCAAACCUGUUCAUGCUCAGUCAGAGGGUCUGAUGUUGGUGUUGGACGGUCAGCCUCAGCAGGUGGAGUGGAGAAGCACCCAUCCACGUCUCCGUCACAGUCCCGUCUGGCUGUGUGAUCUUCCUCCCGGCUCCAUCAGUGAUAUAAGUAAUGAACACAACCUGACCAUCCACUGGACAGAGAAACACACACACAGAGACUGUGCUCUCUACACAGGCUGUGCUGAAAGCUGGUGCAGAGACUCUGCCACGGAUCAGGAGCUCUUCAGGAGUGAGCUGUCAGUUGAGAAGAGUUCAGUGUUACAGGCAGAGCUUCAGUCCUGCAAUCAGCUGCUGGAGCUCGAACCGCAGAACAAAUGGUGUCUGCUGACAAUCAUACUCCUCAUGAGAGCUCUGGAUCCUCUAGGCCAUGAGAAAGAGACUCUGACACAUUUUCAAGCCCUUAAAGAAGUGGACCCGAUGCGCUCUUCCUACUACAGUGACCUGUGCAGCAAGUUUCUGAUUGAAAACACCAUUCUGAAGAUGGAGUAUGCAGAGGUGCGAGUGUUUAGCUUGUCAAAUAAGAACCUGACGACCCUGUGUCACCUUGAUCAGCUUCUCUUCGUGACUCACAUCAACCUCUCCUCCAAUCAGCUGCUGCGGCUGCCGCCUCAGUUUGCCAUGCUUCAGUGCCUCGAGGUGCUGGAGGCCGAUGAUAACGCCAUUGAAAGUCUGGAGGGACUGUAUCAUCUGCCUAAACUAGAAGAAGUUUCUCUGAGGAACAAUCAAAUCUGUAAGCUGUCUGAUCUUGAAUUAUUGGCGUCCUGCACCAAACUGACCCGUCUGGACCUGCGUGGAAACCCUGUCCACAGAACUGCCCACAUCGAGUCUGAGCUGAGCCAGCUCCUGCCUCUGGUUACUGCUCUGUCCCUGUGAUGUGUGUGUGAUUUAAUCCCUGUAAUGCUGUGGAGCUCACUAACCAUUUCUAAACCAUACCUUGUGUGCUGGGCCUAAAGGGAUAGUUCAGCCAAAAAGUUUAAUUCAGUCAUUUAUCUGUAUUUUGGUAGGCUGUAUAUUUGACAAAUGUUCAUACUGCUGUUUUUUCCAUGCAUUGGCAGUUCUUAAUGUAAUACAAAUCAAAUCGGAGGGGAAUAUUUUCAGUGCUGUUAUUUGAUUUGCGAGGGAAAUAAACUGGAAAAGAAUAACAUCAUAUAGGUUUGGAAAGACUUGAGAAAGAGAACACAUUAAAUAUUUGGGUGAACUAUGCCUUUACAAAUGUUCAGCAUUCUGGUUGUAUGUGUUCAUUUGUGUUUUUGUGUGAUAAAUGGCAGUUCACAUUUCAAAUAACGUUUGACCUCUAUACAAACCUCAUACUGCAUGCUUUGCCACAUCUGCUUUCAUAUUUUGGGCAUCAAUAUUGUUCUUGCAAUGUAUCAGUGAAGAUGCAUUUAUUUGGCUAUGGGAUUCCUAUGAAUUAGACACCUUUUUCUGUGGUGUAAAAGCUGCAUGAUUGUCUCUCCAUGCCAAUAAAGAAAGGUGGUUCUUCCUGA